AUGUUUGUUCGUACCGUGUUGGCCUUUUUGGCCUUGCGGAAAAAAGUGUCAAAAAAAAAACAAAAGUCCAACAAAGAAGUUAUCGAAACAAGUUCGGAAUUCCUCGACUGUGAGCAAAGCUUGAAGACGUUUACCACUCCUUCCAAACCGGAAAAGUUAUCUAAAAUGGAACAACCGAAAAGUUCGCUGGCCAAAGAUAAAGGAUCUACCGACAAAACCGCUAAUGUUGACGCGUUGAAAAACGAUAAACAUGCAGACGCGAAAAUUUAUUCGAAAGCAAGCAGAUGUAAGGAAGAGCCGUCAAUAAAAAUUCCAGAAAAAGAUUCGCUUGGUAUUACUUUAGAUCAAAAUAAUAUAGAGGUUAUUGAAGUUUAUUCAAGUUCUAACCAGGUAGAUUCGUUCAACAAUACCAGCUAUCAUAAUGCGGAAAAUGUUACUUCUAUCUAUGAAUCAAUUUCUCAAGCGUCAAACCUGUCACAACAGAUUGAAAUAACGGAUGUUGCUGAUAAUUUCAACCUUGCGAGUUAUUUUGCUGAGCCCGCGCAACUUUCUAUUGAUUUUAGUCACGUGUCGAAAACAUCGACAUCUGAAAAUAAAUUUAAGAGUGAAUUGAGGCAUAGUGACUCCAUUAUUUAUCAAAACGAAUUACGUUUAGAAUUCGAAUCAAAUCACAACUUAACGAGAUCUCACUCAAAUGUCGGUUUGUCAAGAAAUCAACGAUCGUCGGCUUCAAAAUCAUUGCAUCAUUCUCGUACCUUUCCAUUAGACACUUCAGAGUAUAAGUCAAUUAUCAAACAAAAUAGAAAUAAUGAUUCGGUUUUACAAAGUUCUACAUCUCUUGAUUCAGCCGUAGAAUCUGUAGUAGUACCUAAUGGAGAAAUAAUUAUACCUUCAUAUGACAAUGAACGUUUCAAUAAAAAAUUUAAAUCAGAAGUUUCGGUUCGUCAUGGUCACACUGAAGAGAUCUUAGUUGAUCCAUGCAUUGUUGAAGGUACUAUUCUUACGAAAGUUACGGCAAAAAAGAAACAAUUGCGGAAAUUUAGAAUUGAUGUUGAACUGUGUCGCAUUUUAUGGGAUUCAAAAAAAUCUGGAAAAGUGAACAUUGAAAAUAUAAAGGAAAUUCGAACUGGUGAAGCAAUUCGUAAUUAUCGGGAGCAUUUCAAGAUGAGUUGUGAUCAUGAACCUCGAUGGUUUACAAUAGUUUAUGUUGAGGCUGGAAAAUAUAAAAUUCUUCAUCUUGUUGCCGAUACUUGUGAAUUAUUCAAUAAAUGGGUGGAUCAUUUGGAAAGAUUAUAUCUACAUAGAAGAGAAAUGAUGCGAGGAUUAGGAAGUUUUGAAGAAAAACAGUCUAUUUGGCUGAAGCAAUAUUGGAAACAAGCUGACAAGGACGGAAACUCAAGAUUAACAUUUGAGGAAGUUGCUAGAUUAUGUCAUCAAUUGAACAUAAAUAUGUCAAAGACAUUAUUAAAGGAAAAAUUUCAAGAAGCUGAUAAACAUAACCAUGAAUAUCUCAAUUUUGUUGACUUUCAACAAUUUGUAAGGAUAAUCAAGAAGCGACAAGAAUUAGUUGAACUUUUUGAUCAGUUAAAAACUCAAAAAAAUAGAAAUACCCUGACACCGCAAGAAUUCAAAAAUUUUCUGUUGGAUAAACAAAAAUGCAAUCUGAAGGAAGAAGAUUACGAUAGUCUUUAUUACAAAUUCUGCAAUAAAGACCGUAAGGAAAUGAUGAAUCUUGAAGGCUUUAGUAGCUUUUUGAUGUCUGGCGACAAUUCUGUUUUUGCUUUAGAACACACCAAAGUCAACCAAGACAUGUCGCGUCCUUUGAAUCAUUAUUUCAUCGAUUCUUCUCAUAAUACGUAUUUGACAGGGGAGUCUUCUAUAGAAGGUUAUAUACGUGUUUUGCAACGUGGCUGUCGGUGUGUUGAAAUUGAUUGUUGGGAUGGACCUGAUGAACCUAUAGUUACGCAUGGUCAUACAUUGACAUCGAAAAUUUUAUUUAAGGAUGUUAUUUCUGCUAUUCGCACAUAUGCGUUUCAUGCUAGUCCUUAUCCAUUGAUUUUGUCACUUGAAGUUCAUUGUUCUAUUGAGCAGCAAAACAUGAUGGCAACAAUUUUAACUGGUACUUUAGGAGAGUAUCUUGUCACCAGUUUCUUAAACACUGAACCUGAAUUGCCCAGUCCUAAAAGUUUAAUGAAAAAAAUUCUAUUAAAACUACAAACUAAUAAGGGGAAAUCAAGGGUUUCCAAAGCUCUCUCUGACUUAGUAAUUUAUUGUUCGGCUGUCAAAUUCAAAGGAUUUGAAUAUCAUCGCGAGAAAUCUAUGUAUUACCAUAUGUCUUCAUUUUCCGAGCGAGUUUCAAAUCGACUUUGCAAAACAGAAAAGCAUUCUUUUAUUCAACAUAAUUCACGACAUUUGUCGCGUAUUUACCCAGCAGGAUUUCGUAUAAGUUCAUCAAAUUAUGAGCCACAUCUUCAUUGGAUGGUUGGAAGUCAAAUGGUAGCUUUGAAUUAUCAGACAUUUGAUCUAGGUAUGCAAAUAAACCAAGCCAUGUUCGCUGUUAAUGGAAGAUGUGGAUAUGUUCUUAAACCUGAACGUAUGCGUUGUAUCGAACCUAAUAUUUCUGUUUCCCCAACAAAAUCAACACAAACUCUGAACAUUACGGUUAUAUCUGCUCAACAACUUCCUAGACCUAAAGAUGUGGUCAAGGGGGAAAUUAUCGAUCCAUUUGUUGAAAUAGAAUUAUUGGUUCCAGGCGCAGAUGUCGUUAAAAAAAAGACGUCUAUAAUAGAUGAUAACGGGUUUAACCCAUUUUGGAACGAUACAUUGACGUUUACCAUUGAUUUUGAAUAUUUGGAACUUGUGUUCUUACGAUUUGUCGUAUGGGAUCAAGAUGUAAGGACGAGUGAUUUUAUUGCAUCAUAUUGUAUCCCAAUAGCCAGUUUACAACAAGGUUAUCGCCAUAUUCCCCUUAACGAUUUAAAUGGUGAUCAAUACCCAUUCACUACCUUGUUCAUUUAUUCCUCACUUUCGGGAUGA
This is a messenger RNA of Funneliformis mosseae, 3036 nucleotides long. The record is from the annotation of a GenBank genome assembly. NCBI's taxonomy places the organism in Eukaryota, Fungi, Glomeromycota, Glomeromycetes, Glomerales, Glomeraceae.